AUGACGCAAGACCUUGAUCACUCGCCAAUGGCCACUUCCCUCUUCGUUUCCCGCCCCUCCACUCGUCCUUUUCUCUCUCCAUCCACUCUCCAACGAAGAAAUCCAUCCGUCUCUCCGAUCAUCCUCCCAUUUGUAUCUUUAUCCUCUCCGAAUUCCUUCUCCAUUGCCAUCUCCAACAAGCUCCCAAGCGCCGCAUGGCAGCCCCCCGUCUAUGUCUACCCUGACCCAAUCCCCCAAUUCGCCAUCGCUGAAACUCGCAAGUUCCGAGACGAGCUCAAGAGGAAGCUUUUGAAGAACAAGGAGAGUUUUGGUAGUGAUGUCGAUGAGGUUGUCAUGGUCUGCUCGGAGAUAUUUAGUGAAUUCUUGCACAAGGAAUAUGGAGGGCCAGGCACGCUCCUUGUGGAACCUUUCACAGAUAUGCUGCUUGCACUUAAGGAAAAGAAACUUCCAGGAGCGCCCAUUGCGGCAAGGGCAGCCUUGCUAUGGGCACAGAAUUAUGUCGAUAAAGACUGGGAAAUCUGGAAUUCUAAAAUACCAUUAUGAUUAUUUCCAGGAACUUAUCUAAUAUUAAUCCUAAUGUUGCUGUCUUUUCAUCCCAAAUUCUCUUCCUAUUUCCUUGUUCAUCUAUUCAACACAUCUUUGACCCCAACUGUAGUCUCCGAUUUGCUAGCCCAUUGCUAGUAAUGCACCUCCCUGGAGAUUUCAGCUAGAAGAUUGAAUCUUGAUGGUUAAGCUGCUAAGUUUCAUCAAACUUCAGGUUUGGGUGGCUUUGUGGCGGGCAUUCUCUCAUUUGUGCUGUUAAUAUGUAAUAGUCUCCGAAUAUUGUUAAGCCUGCACUUUGUCAAAGCAGCAAAUACUUGUUUGAGUAA
Molecule: messenger RNA, 869 nt
Organism: Dioscorea cayenensis subsp. rotundata (Guinea yam)
Lineage: Eukaryota; Viridiplantae; Streptophyta; Magnoliopsida; Dioscoreales; Dioscoreaceae
Product: protein PLASTID REDOX INSENSITIVE 2, chloroplastic-like
Exons: 5
Coding region: 1-543 (180 amino acids)
Biological process (GO): regulation of gene expression
Source: RefSeq, a predicted model, not a curated record